Messenger RNA from Paramacrobiotus metropolitanus, 1608 nucleotides. RefSeq lists its product as uncharacterized. The transcript is spliced from 2 exons. Gene Ontology annotation, molecular function: DNA-binding transcription factor activity. Bases 843 to 1394 code for a protein of 183 amino acids. Gene Ontology annotation, cellular component: nucleus. Gene Ontology annotation, biological process: regulation of DNA-templated transcription. The record is from RefSeq and is a predicted model, not a curated record. Lineage: Eukaryota; Metazoa; Tardigrada; Eutardigrada; Parachela; Macrobiotidae.
GGAGGAGUCGAGAGGGAAGGACGGGAUUCUCAUUACCACUGCCGGUUAUAGGUUGGAUUAUUUACAGCCAGCGUGACGCUGAGAUACCUUUAUGUUAACAUCACAACAACCUGCAACAACAUGAUUGAUAACAAACGUGUUGUAUCCCAUUUCGUGGAAUAUGAAGACGUUAGUAUCGCGCUUGUACACCGGCAGCACUUCCGUGUAGUGAUAAUAUUUAUGUGAUGCAAAAUGUGCACGCAGCGCUGUAUCUUCUUUACAUUUCCGUUGCUGUCAGACACUUACAUACAGUUUCGUAUUUUCUUUGCAAAGUACUGGCGCCGGCACACUAUUUCCUAACAUGUCUUGCAGCGAGCAUGAACAUUUGCAUUAUUUUCCAUUUAUUUUCAAAUUUUCAACUUGUUCCGAAUAAAAUUUCUUUGUCUCAAAAAGGCAAUAAUAACUUUAUGAGUGAAUGUUGUGUUAAUUGUCACUAUCUACUUGACAAGUGAAAUGUCUGUAAACGAGUAUUCUCAAGUACCAACUGAACCGCGAUAGUCGACCUGCUGAUAUGUGUACACCUACGGUACGUAUAUUGUACUCGUAUUUCUGACUUAUUUUAAUAAUCAACAUGAACGUACUUAGGAUCCUAAUGCCGCCAUGUAUAACCUGCACAUAUUUCACUGCUUAGUCAGUAUUCGGAUGAUGUUCUAAUUUUAUUCAAAUUUAUUCGCCAUAUUUUAUGUUGUGACUCGCGAGCAGUACACAUGCGUGUGCUCAUGGAGAUGUCCUACAUGUUUUCGCCCCUACCGGAUGCAUGACUCCAUCGGCAAAAAUUUUCACUUUUUUAUUUAUUAUUAUCAAUGACCCUUGCUAUAAGUGAAUCACCGAUGCUGCAUCAGCCAGAAGCCCCCGUUCGCUGUUCAUCUGGGCCAUCGCAGCACCACAAAUCCCCGUUAAUUGGGCACAUGUUGUUAAUUCUCGUCGCCAUGGCCAUGGAACGAAGCCGGCAGUCGGCGCGUGAAUGCCGCGCCAGAAAAAAGCUUCGCUAUCAAUAUUUGAGUGAUCUCAUACAGGACCGAGAAGGAACGGUGGAUAAAUUGCAGUCCGAACUUUCUGUGCUGGAACGGUGGGCGCAACAAAUAGAUCAAGGAACAAUCCCACCGGAACUGCAUAAUACUGCACCGGUGCCGUUCAGUGCCACCGACACCAUAUCAUCCGUCAAUGGUGCAUUCAAUCCACCUGCACUAGCCACCACCUCAUCGAUCUUCUUGCAAAGAACUCCUGUAGAUCACCAGUUUUCCGCCGAUUUCAUCUCAACCCUAUUCGAACCACCAACCACGACCGCCGUUGUUCAUCAGCCUAAUCCGAUGCCGCCUUACAGUGAUACAAUGGCAUUUUUUCGCCUGCCAUGAACCGAAAAUAUACUGAGACGACUGCUCGUUAGACAAAGUAUUAAUAUAUUUUUCUCUACCGUGUGGAGUUAUUUAUUUUAUGACCAAAAUACGCUUUGGAUGCAAAUGUUUAUUCUUGUACAAAGUGCUACCGGAAAAUUAAUAACCGUGUUAUUUUAAAAAAUUUGAGCAAUGGUUACAAAGAAAGAAUGAUUAAUAUAGUCAAUGCAAUGGC